Coniophora puteana RWD-64-598 SS2 is the source of this 632-nucleotide messenger RNA. RefSeq names its product histone-fold-containing protein. NCBI's taxonomy places the organism in Eukaryota, Fungi, Basidiomycota, Agaricomycetes, Boletales, Coniophoraceae. The transcript has 4 exons. Gene Ontology annotation, molecular function: structural constituent of chromatin; DNA binding; protein heterodimerization activity. Gene Ontology annotation, biological process: nucleosome assembly. Gene Ontology annotation, cellular component: nucleosome. Bases 70 to 519 code for a protein of 149 amino acids. The record is from RefSeq and is a predicted model, not a curated record.
CUCUGCACGCCACCACCACCAUCGUCCCCCUCAUCCUCCGCUGCACCCAGUCUACCUUCUGCACUAGCAAUGGCACCCAAACCCGCGUCGACUGGUGGCAAGGCCCCCGCAUCCGGCACCGCGGCCAAGGCCCCCGCGAAGACCACUGAGGCCACCAAGGGAGCCAAGAAGACGUCCAAGGCCGCCUCGGGUGGCGCUGGUGGCGAGGAGAAGAAGAAGAGGCACAAGGCCCGCAAGGAGACGUACUCGUCUUACAUCUACAAGGUCCUUAAGCAGGUCCACCCUGACACGGGUAUCUCGAACAAGGCUAUGGCCAUUCUGAACUCGUUUGUCAAUGAUAUCUUUGAGCGGAUCGCUUCGGAGGCAUCGAAACUCGCCGCCUACUCGAAGAAGUCUACCAUCUCAUCACGGGAGAUCCAGACCUCUGUCCGUCUCAUUCUCCCUGGUGAACUUGCCAAGCACGCUAUUUCUGAGGGUACCAAGUCGGUAACCAAGUUCUCCAGUGCAGGCGCCAAGUAAACCUACUUUCGCAUCUGUCUUUUCUUUCUUCGUGGUGUAUCUCUACGCACUGUAUUCUCUUAUCAUUAUUCUACUACGACUUGUACGCUUGGCACGGUAAUCUGAAGUUUACU